AUGUCUACAGAUCCAGAAGGCGAUUCUGAAAUGCUCUCUACUUCCGAGUCCUCUCAAAGCAGCGAACCCCAAACCCCCACUGGCGGCCAAAUCGCUGACGAAACCUCCAACUUCCCCAGCUCAGAGCUUUCCCCGCCAGGUUCGCAGGACGCCACCGGCGCAGAGCCUACAAAGAUGGAGUACGGCGAUGUCCAAACUGAUUACGCGGCGGUCACUGCCUCACAACAUAUUACAGGUGAUGGUGCUGGAGGCGGUGCCAGUUGGGACAAUCAGAGCUCUGCGAUCGCUCGGGCAGAGCCCGGCUCAUCGUGGAACAAUAAGAAAGCAGAAGAAGAAUAUCAGAGAGCUCUAGAAAUAGUGGUGGAUCGCGAUUUCAGCCUGAAGGAAUUUGGAGAUCCGUUUGAUGAUCGAGAUAUGGUAGAACAGUGA
Messenger RNA from Histoplasma capsulatum G186AR, 429 nucleotides. RefSeq lists its product as uncharacterized. The record is from RefSeq and is a predicted model, not a curated record. NCBI's taxonomy places the organism in Eukaryota, Fungi, Ascomycota, Eurotiomycetes, Onygenales, Ajellomycetaceae. The transcript has 3 exons. Bases 1 to 429 code for a protein of 142 amino acids.